GUUGGGUGCUGGCUUGGAUCAGCCAAGGAAAGGGGGACACGCGCAAAAGAAAAUGGGAUGGAUUAUUUUCAAAUGGCUGCUCCUGGGGAUCUAUACGAACUGCUUGAUUCUUUCUGACAGGGACGUUAAUAUUGUGGGUGGGGAUCGGUGUCGAUUAUUUUGGCAGACACCCUGUGGAGAUGGCUGUGCCCCAGUGUCUUGGCUGUGUGAUGGAGAUGAUGAUUGUCCUGGUGGUGUUGAUGAACACUGUGGGUAUGCAAGAUGUGAUGAAAAGAAAAUUCAGUGUAAUGAUGGUACUUUCUGCCUUGACAAGAAGAAUGUGUGUGAUGGAAAAACAGACUGUGCUGAUGGUUCAGAUGAAAUUAACUGCCCAAACACAACCUGCCUUGGAAUGCAAUGGCCAUGCAGGAACCAAAAAUGCAUUCCUAUGAUUGCCAAGUGCAAUGGUGUUGAUGAAUGUGGGGACAACUCUGACGAGGAAUUCUGUGAAGCUGAACAUAAAGAGACCUGUUCAGAAUACAAAUGCAGUAACAAAUGCUUAUCUGAGAAUAAGAUAUGUGAUGGAAUAUCAGACUGCGUUGAUGGGAUUGAUGAACCAGAAUCUUGUGGUAAGAAGUGUUGGGACAAUGGUGGAGGCUGCAGUAUGUUGUGUGAAGAAACUAUUUGGGGUGCGCACUGUUUUUGCCCAGCAGGCAUGAUUUUACAAGCUGACAAAAACUGUACUGAAGGCACUAACUACUUAGUAACAGCUGGACAGCAAAGUCUAGGUAUACUGGAUUUAAACAGCAAGAAGUACACAUCAAUGGCGGUUCACAAGGAAGUUGUGGCUGUUGCUUAUGAUCUAGCAAAGGCUGCUUUUUACUGGGUUGAUGUGGAAGGGAGUAUAUUUUGGUCAUUAGCCAAAAACUCCAGCAUUCCAAUUUACAGAGAUAAAGGAGUGACUAGUAUUGCUAUUGACUGGUUCACUGGGCUGAUUUACUGGACCAACCUCCUUGAGGAGAGAAUUUGUGCUGGCAUGUCUAAUGGCAAUGGAUUUGCAACCAUCCUGGAGAAGAACAUAAGACCAGAGCAGCUGCUACUCCUACCAGCAAAAAGUUGCAUGUUCUGGGUAAACCAAAGAGAUAACAUCCACUCCAAGGUUCACAUUGAGACUGCAGGAAUGGAUGGAUCUGGAAGAAAAGUCAUUGUGGUUCUUGAUUCCCUGAAACCAAUUGGAUUGACUCUUGAUUAUCCAACUGAGACACUCUACUGGUUCAAUGAAGAUUAUGAAUCUGUUGAAUCCAUCAAUGUGGAUGGCACUGGGAGAUUCUCAGUUUCCAACUUGGACAUCACAAAACCUCAAGGAUUUUCAGUAUCUGAAGGCUGGUUCUACUGGUCUGAAGCAAAUAAAAUUCUCCGUAUAUCCCACCAUCUGAGAAGGCCAAAGGAGGUCUUAGUAGAUCCUGCAGUAGCUUUCAUUUUGACCAUAACCAACCAGCAACAAAAGAGUAGUCAUCAAUGUCAGAAAGCAGAAUGCAGCCAUAUAUGCUUGCUUUCUCCAUUGAAAACUAAAGGCUACAAAUGUGCUUGUCCUCAAGGAAUGUACUUAGUAUCUGGAAAAUGUGAAGGAAACCGAUCUAUGUGCACAAUUAAUAAUGGAGGCUGUUCAGAGAGGGAUACAUGUAUCCAGCACACUAAUGGAGUUUACUGCCUUUGUCCAGAUGGUGAAGAUUGUUCUCCAGAUACCUGGGAAGUUCAGCAGGACUAUGGCACAACACUGCAGUGUGACCGCACCUUCUUCCUUUGUGACGAUGGGUCUGAAUGUGUCAGUAUGGAAUAUAAGUGUGAUGGUGACAGAGACUGUCCUGAUGGGUCUGAUGAGAUUGGCUGUUCAGAAGUGUGUGAUGAACCAGAUGCAUUUCAUUGUUCAGAUGGGACCAAAUGUAUUCAGGGGGAGCUGCGUUGUGAUGGCAUUGAGCAAUGUCCAGAUGGAUCUGAUGAAAUUGGCUGCAGCCAAGAAUCUGAUAUCUGUGGUUUCUGGUGUGAUGAUAACCAGAGAUGUAUUCCUUCAGACUGGAUAUGUGAUGGCAGCGAAGACUGUACAGAUAAAACUGAUGAAUUUAACUGUGGUUGUAGCAGUGAUGACUUCAUCUGCAAUGAUGGCCAGUGUAUUUCUCUAGCUUUCCGCUGUGAUUCAAAAUAUGACUGCAAGGAUCAUUCGGAUGAGCACAACUGUCCCAAACAGAAACCUCUUUGCAAGCCUGAUGAGGUGAUGUGCCCUGUCAGUAAGGAAUGCAUAAUAAAGGAGUGGUGGUGUGAUGAUGAUGUGGACUGUGAAGAUGGGAUGGAUGAACAGAACUGCAAGCUUUCAAAAGUUAAGUGCAGUGAAUUUCAAUGGACAUGUGGUGACUACUCCCAGUGUAUUCCAGACUUCUGGCAGUGUGACGGACAGAGAGACUGUAAAGAUGGCAGUGACGAAGUUAAGUGCCAACCAAGACUCUGCACUAGCUCUGAAUUCCAAUGUGCUACAUUGAUGUGCAUCAACAUGAGCUUGGUCUGUAAUGGGAAAGAUGACUGCACAGAUAGCUCUGAUGAGGGAGGUGACUGUGAUGUUCAGGAUUGCAAAGACUGUAUGCACGUAUGUUAUAAGACACCACAUGGACCUAAAUGUGGCUGUGAGAUUGGGUUUAAGUUCAUGGCUGACUUCAAUACUUGUAUUGAUAUUGAUGAGUGCAAAGAACUACCAACCAGACCAUGUAGUCAAAUAUGUCUUAACAUGAAUGGAACCUACAGCUGCAGUUGUCACUCUGGGUUCCUGCUCCACCAUGAUGGAUACAGUUGUAAGGUGACAGGUGCUGAGCCAGUUCUUCUUGUAACCGUUCACCAUGACAUUUUGCUGUAUGGAUUGCACAGUGCAAAAAAAGACAUUGUGCCUGAAGUUGCCAAAAGUGCCAUUGUUUCCAUGGAUUAUGACUGGAAAGAAAAAGUAAUCUUCUGGGUUGAUACUUACUCUGAAAGUAUCAAGUGGAUGAAGCUGAAUCAACAAGAGAAAGGAACACUCAUCAAAGAAAUACAAUCUGAUUGUGUAGCUGUGGACUGGGUAGGCCGAAACAUUUAUUGGACUGAUGGAGUUUCUAGUUGUAUUCUGGCAGCUAAGUUGAACAUGGCACUGAAUGGACCCCAAGAAUAUACCAUUGUAGUUGAUACGGAUAUUGACCAACCUCAUUCUUUGGUUCUGCAGCCACUUAAUGGGCUAAUGUACUGGGCUGAGAUUGGAAGUGAGCCACAAAUUGAGAGAGCAGGAAUGGAUGGAACCAACAGAAAGCUCCUUAUCAAAAGUAGACUUGGUUGGCCAACUAGUUUGACAAUUGAUCCCCUUGGUAGGAAACUACUUUGGGCUGAUGGUCAACUGCAUUGCAUUGGUGUGGCCAAUUUAGAUGGCACAAAUAUAAAGCUUUUCCAGCUGACCCAUACUCGUAGACCAUUUGCUGUAGCUUUAUUUGAAGAUGAAAUCUUCUGGUCUGACAUGGAACUGAGAACUGUUCAAAAAGUUGACAGACUGGGAAAGAACAGGACUGUCCUCUUGAAACGUAAUGUUCAACCACAUGGAUUGAAGGUGAUGCAUGAGAUUCUGCAGCCACAGGUAUAUAAUCCUUGUGAAGAAAUGGGCUGCAAACACUUCUGCUUACUGGGCCCUGGACUGAAAGGGAGUUGUCAAUGUGGACCAGGCAUGUUGCUGGCAGAUGAUGGGCUGACUUGCUUGAAAUCUGAAGACCAACCUUUUCUCCUCAUGAUUUCUCCCACUGUCCUCCUUCAGGUAUACUUGAAACACCUACAGCCAGAUACAGGGUUAAAGGCUUUGCCAGAGCACCUAGCAUACCACCUAAUUAACAAUCAAGUGGCCUCAGCAGAUUAUGUCUGGAAAGACAAAUUAGUCUACUUUUCAGACUCUGAAGAAGGCAUUGUUGGAAACGUUAUGCUAGGGUCAAAUUCAUCCUCCGUGCAAAGGAUUUUCCAGGUUAAUGACAUCAUAUCACUGACAGUGGACUGGUUGAGUGGUAAUCUUUACUGGAUCACCAGGAUUCCUAAUGUAAUUGAAGUAGCAUCUGUAAAUGGUGCUUACAGACUUGUACUGAUUGACAAUCUCUACCAUUCAAAUUCACUUUCAUUACAUCCACCUGAUGGUAUCAUGUGCUUUUCUGAGUGGGGAUCAGAAGACCAGAAGGUUGGCCCAAGAAUUGAAUGUUCCCAAAUGGAUGGGCAAAAACGAAAAGUACUUUGGAAAAAGUGUCGCCUCCCUACAAGCCUGCUCCUUGCAGAAUCUGGUACUCGGCUUUAUUGGAUUGAUUUGGGUCACAAUGUUAUUGACAGUGUCCUCCUGGAUGGCUCAGAAUUUAGAGAAAUUCAAGUAGGCCUUGAAGCCCAGUCUGUCUUUGCAUAUGGGGAGGACAUUCUCUUCUGGACAACUAUACAUGAUGGUUACACAAGGAUGUGGUACAGCAUGAUGGGACAGAAAAAGCAACUAUGGUUUGAAGUACAGCAGAAAAUUGUUGGUCUGAAAGUAUACAGCAGACAGCAGCAACAAGGGUACAAUUUCUGUUCUGAGAAGAAUGGUGGUUGUGACCACUUGUGCCUAGCGUACCCAGGAGGAAGAUCAUGUAGAUGUUCAAUGGGAUAUCUGCUCAUCAAUGGCAGCAAGUGUGAAGCCAUGGAGUGCCCACCUGAGACUUGGCAGUGCCAAGAUCAAUUGAGCUGCAUCUUGAACAAACAAGUGUGUGAUGGCAAAAAGCAUUGUGCUGAUGGAUCUGAUGAAAUGGAGUGCUUUCUAACAUGGGAGCAAUCUGCAUUGACAACUCAUGUACUUCCUAGACCUUCAGUGUCUCCCUCUACUCAAGAACAUUCAACUACUACUUCAAAAUGGCUUCCAGUCACUGCCACAUACUAUCCAGAAAGUCAUUCAAUCUCCUCCAGUAGUAGAGAGAAAUCUUCAACAGCACUUAGUCAUGAAGUGUCACUGAAGUAUGCUAAUGUUUCUACUGUAACAGAAAAGGUCUCCACCAGCCAAAUGGUUAACUUCAGUGUAACACAAGGUGCUGGACGAUCCAGCUCUUGUACAGCGCAGAUGUGUAACAUGCGUGGGAGAUGCUCUAUAGUCAAUGGCAUGGUUACAUGCAAAUGCCACGAAGGAUACACUGGAAGAUUCUGUGAAGAGGAAGAGAUGCAAGGAGUUAGUGUACUUCUCAUUUUGGGAUUACUUGCUUUAGUCCUGCUUGUUGUUGUUGGAACAAUCAUCUUUAAAAAGAAGAGAGCUGCGAAAAGGAGAGCUAGAGCCAACUUGCAACAGACUACGGGCCGUGGGAAUCAGACCUUCAGGAAUGAGGCUUUUGUAGAAGUACCAGAGAUGUCACAGACAACCAACUGAAGCCUGUAGAAACACUUUUUACCCUUGUUUGAAAUUGCAUUUUUAGUUCCAAUAAAUUGCUGCAAUGUG
Rhincodon typus (whale shark) is the source of this 5470-nucleotide messenger RNA. Its product is annotated as prolow-density lipoprotein receptor-related protein 1-like. Gene Ontology annotation, molecular function: protein binding; calcium ion binding. NCBI's taxonomy places the organism in Eukaryota, Metazoa, Chordata, Chondrichthyes, Orectolobiformes, Rhincodontidae. The record is from RefSeq and is a predicted model, not a curated record. The coding region runs from base 53 to 5401 and encodes 1782 amino acids. The transcript has 29 exons.